Molecule: messenger RNA, 783 nt
Organism: Lentinula edodes (shiitake mushroom)
Lineage: Eukaryota; Fungi; Basidiomycota; Agaricomycetes; Agaricales; Omphalotaceae
Exons: 1
Source: RefSeq, a predicted model, not a curated record
GCGGAGUUGGACAAGAUAAUCUCAAAUUCUCUACGGGAGGAAAUAACUAAUAUUGUUUCUACGGAACUCAAUCGCUUAGAACCGAACCUCGUCACACGCCUAACCUCUCUCCUGCCCAUCGACACUAUCAACACCCUUCUAUCCUCCAUGGAGGACAUGCUCAAUGCCUCUACCCCUGUCACUCCCCCUCAUGGGCCUUCACCUCUGCACCUACCUUCUCGCCCCAACAAUCACCUGUUCACGCUUUCCAAAACUGCCCCUCACUCAUCACGAAUCCCUUCCUCUUCCCCUCUACCUUCCUCACCCUCCCUGCUGGCCCGUUUGCGGAAUGGACCCUCAACGACGCAACCAGGACCCCUGAUCCCUGCCGACAACUCCCCAUCGACCAACGUCGGUGCCCCCCAAACGACCAUUGGUUCUUCAAUCAAGGCGGGUAAACGACGUGCCGACGAUGUAGAUGCCAACAAUAGGGAUCCUAAGCGUCAUCGCUAUGAUGCUCGCUCUGCUCACACUGUCACCAUUGACCUUCCACCCAACUGGGAGCCUCUCCCCACCACUAUUGACUACAUUUUCGAAAUGUACAAUACCUGGUCUACCGACUUCGAUGCCGCGGCGCGGGUGCUGCUCCCACGGGUCGGUUAUAUAACUCGUCUAGGUCCCUAUCGACUCCGCCUCACUUUCUCUAAGGAAGGCAUCGAGGAGUUCCUCGCCGCUUGGAAUACCCACCACACCUCCGUACCUGGCUUAACCAAUGUCAUUGCUCACAGGGACAGCACUCAUUGA